AAUAGAGACACGUGGCGGUGUUUGCUUCUGCGCCAAACAACUCGGCACUUUGUCAAACGUGCCUACCCAUUACAUCAAGUACUCCACCACUAUAAUGCGGCGUGGUCUCUACAAUUGCUCGAGAUUGUCAUCAAGUGCAUUGAUCCCGCAAAAUCGCUUUCCUUCAUCUCCUAAAUACCUGUCUACACAUUUACGAUGGUUGUCAACCACAACUCCUAAGGCUUCUCGGUCCUAUACCGUCCAGCCAACAAACGAACGUUAUGAUCUUUUUUUUUCUGAGGGCUCUAGUCCUCCCAUGUUUACGCCAAAUAAAGGGGGUUCUGUUGGUUCUGAAGACAUAUCCGACCGUGAAUGGCAAAUCCGGACAGGCCGGGCCAUAUAUAUCCUGCAGCAAACGCUUCCUGAUUUCUUCGAUGUUGGCCUUGUCUCAAGCAUAGACCCCAUAAAGACACCGGCUCUCGUCGAUUCCAAAGAAUCCGAUUCACUGGAAGUAGAAAACAUUUACAGUCCAAAAGUGAAGUUGACGUACACGCCCCCUGUUGCCCUUCCCUCACCAUUUCCAAGAACACUUGGCCUGGAAGGGCUACCGCUGUACCUGGCCUCGUCUGUCUUUAUCCGGCACACAAUGAGAACAUUGUACUCAGACCUUCGCGUAGAGUUACGCAAGGUGGCGGUACAAGGAUCUCCGUCUACAGAUUCAGAGGGCACUACAGCGGGAACACACUCGACUCACCAGCGAGACAAGAGCCUCUUUAUUAGCCUAGAUGUGUAUGGCACGACACGCGUCAGCGGUGGAGUUGGGCAAUGGCAGAUAGACUCGACUUACAACUUUUCUCCUAUUUCUGGUCUGAUACAGACGCAUACCAUUAACUCAAUACAUCCAGCGCCGCAUCAGGCUGCAUAUGAUGCGCUAAGAGCCUCCCUCAAUAGUGUGUUUGGUUUCGGCGGGCCUGGUCCAGGGGAUAUUCAACCAGGAGAGGUUAGGGCGGUUAAUAGCGAUAAAUGAUAACCUAGAGCUGUUUUAUGUGUCUCCUACGUUCAUCUCUUUCGCCUAUAUUGAUAGGUUGUAUCAAUUGCCUAGCUAACCAGGAGAUGAGUCCUGUCGUCGGCUGGCGCGAGAGUCGGCAAAUAGCGGAUAUUACUUGUUUCCAUUAUGUCUAGCCAGACUUGUAGAAGGCGGAACAGCAAUUGAGUUGCACACAAGGUCUAUGAAUUAUAUUU
Suillus bovinus is the source of this 1221-nucleotide messenger RNA. RefSeq lists its product as uncharacterized. NCBI's taxonomy places the organism in Eukaryota, Fungi, Basidiomycota, Agaricomycetes, Boletales, Suillaceae. The transcript has 5 exons. The coding region runs from base 95 to 1006 and encodes 303 amino acids. The record is from RefSeq and is a predicted model, not a curated record.